AUGAAAAAUAAUACAGUGGACCAGAUAAUUCAGCUUUGCGAGCAGCUUGAUGUCCUGCUUUGUCUGAUCUGCGAGGCAGCUAUCAAACCCGAGGUCGAUAAGGUGGAAGGUAAGCGCGGACGGGAGUACGUAAUGCUUCAGUCACUGCGCAAAGCCCCGCAUGCAAGGUACUGGAUCGUCAACCCAGCGCGGGGCGCCGAAACCACCGACGCCGAUGGCGAUCCGGCCACUGAACGCGCUGACGAUGGCGUAACUGCUGGGGAUGCUCUACUACCGCAGACCGUCCGGGCAUGUGAGAAGGAUCUAAAGAAGGCAGAGACGGAACGGCAACGUCAGGUAGAGGCACCAGGCGGAGUCGACACCGAGUCGAGAUGGGUGCAGUUUAUGAAAUGGUCGGCGCACUUGCAGCAGAGGGACAAACCGACGCUGUACCAGGCGGGGCUAUCACCGGCUUCUGCCGCAGUCGAGCAGCGGAUGUGGCCCCGCGAGCGCCGUGAAGCGAACCAGAGGCUACGUGAGCUGACCGAGAGUUUCCGGCGCGAGCUUGGCCGUUGUAUGGAGAGGCUGGAUAGGGUGCCGGACGAAACGCUCGAGUGGCUCGGCAGCAUUGACCCGACCAAGCCGGUAUCGACCCCGUUCGGCCGAAAGCAGCAGUCAGAUACGAUGGACAGGUACAGUGCGUGCUGGCAGCGGUACUUGUGCUAUUGCGUCCGGAUUCAGGCGCUUGGGCGCGAUGGGGCCAAGGCAGAGCACGGUAUCCGAUUUACGGAAGAGCAGUGGAAUUCCCUGGCUGACAUCGUCCAGCGACUUGAUACUGUUGUCGACAAGAAGAAGAGGCAGGGGCAGCAGCAGGUCACGAAGGGCAGCAGAGAAGGGGAUAGAGGAGAGGGAGAAGAAGAAGAAGAAGAAGAAGAAGACCCCGAUAAGGAGGCACUUGAUGAGGCUGUCUUCGACUUCUGCAUCAAGUCGAUUAAGCAGAAGCUUGGGAAGAAGCAGUACUACAACCCGCUGCUCCACUUCACGGCUGUACUGGGUGUCAAGGAGGAUGGCACGUGGGUACCGUCCCACACACAUACCCGGUUUCUCGCCGGUUUCUUAUGGUGCGGGCGGAUUCUGAUGCUAGAGCACUUCUUUGAGGACGACCCGUACGACUCCGACGACUCGAAUUGCGACACGAGCUUUGCGGCUAUCGAUCGGUUCCAGAAGGGUCAUCGCGACUGGCUCGCAACCGGCUCGUAUACACCGUUCAGUGCUAUUAUCCAGUGGAUGACGUACGGGAGGGGCUACCGUAAUCAGGAAGGUGGGCAAGCGCGGGUGCUAUGGGACAGUAAUGGCAUGACGCUCAACUAUCUGGGCGACAAGAUCACCGUAAACAGCUUUCAACGGGCAGCACAGGCAUUCGUGCGAGAAGCGGAGGGCUGGCUCGACAAGCUUAUGGACGGACAAUGGAGUCAGAUCCGCGAAACAAUACGGCUACAGGACAUCGCCGAUAGCUUGGUGUUUGAGGGCCCAGGGCGGUCAUUUGCGACGAACCGGAAGAAUGCAUGGCUCAAGCCGGGUGCAGAGAAGUUAACGAGGCUGUUGGGCACGACGCUGUGGAAGAUCGUCGAUGCAGGGAACGGCGGUAGUCGGGUCGAGUGCCGUAAACGGGCGAUGGAUGAGUAUCUUGGCUGGCUGCGGCAGUUCCGGUCAAGUAUGUUCCCGGUUGUGCAUGUAUGGGGAGGGCAGCCCGGGCGAGGUCCGGAGGUGUCAACGCUGAAGCACUGCGAUACCGAUCAGCUGCCGAAGAACGUGUUUGUCUUUGACGGGCAGGUGGUGCUCAUCACAGACCGGGACAAAAGCAAGGGAUUGAAUGGCAAGCAAGGCCGAAAGGUAGCGCGUUUCUUGCCUGAGGGCCCAAGCUUGAUGAUGGUGGCAUAUGUCGCAUGGCUGCUGCCGUUUGAGAAGGUGCUGCAUCGGCUCUCUGGCAUUCGAGGCCCGUCCGAAGCGAUCAGCCCGUGGCUAUGGAAGUCGGCCGAGAAGGGGAUCUGGGACACGGCAAAGCUGAGCAAGCAGCUCGCGCUUGUCACAGGUGUACAGAUUGGGGUUCAGCUAACUGUUUCAAGCUACCGGCAUGUAGCUAUUGAGAUGGGUCGUCGAAUCAAGGGAUUAAUUGUUCAGCAAGUUGAACUGGAAGCCGCCGUGGCGGACAGCGACGACGAGGCGGCCGAUCCGUUAACUGGAGAAGCACACCGACGACCGAAAGUUGAGUAUGUAUGGGACAUCCAAGCGACACACGGAAGUCGAAUCGCACGGAAUCACUAUGCCGUCAAUCUUCAAUUUCCGAGUCAGUUGCAGCCGGAGAUGUUGUCAAAUUUCCGGGAGAUCAGCCGUCUGUGGCAUGAAUUUCUGGCCCGAACUGAUGGUGAUUUCGGUGACAGGAAACGCCGGGCUCAUGACGACGAUAUUAUGCCGGUAGUCGACAGAUCAGCAAAGAGGCAAAGGCUUGCUAUAGACCGAGAGCAGGCAACUUCACCGAGACUCCCGCUGGAUGGCGACUUGGCCCCCCGCUAUGAGGAUGCAGAGAUAGAUGCUGGGCUGAAGCGUAUGCUAGGCGAAGACGCAGGAUGGAAGACGGCGCAGCAGCGCGAUGGCAUGUACCGGAUUAUGCGACUAGAGAAUGACGGCAUCCGGAGCGAGUUGCUUAUCGUGGUGCUGCCGACAGGCGGUGGCAAAAGCAUUUUAUUUAUGCUGCCGGCUUUUAUGGAAGACGAACGAGGCACGGGUGGAGGACCGGUCAGUAUUGUGGUUGUCCCGUUUGUAUCUCUUGUGCAGGACUUGGUUUCAAGGGCACGCGAGCUCGGCAUCGAUUGCAUGGAAUGGAGAAACGAUAUCGAUCAAGAGAGGGAUGAACGGCAGCGGGACGCGCGGUUGGUAGUGGUCAGUGCCGAUGUGGCCGUGAGCGAAGGAUUCACCGCAUACGUCGAGAGCAUUCGGGGUCGAGGGUUGCUGGAAAGGGUGUUCUUUGACGAGUGUCACACCGCUAUCAUGGACGUCAGCUACCGAGAGCGGCUAGGGCUGCUAACGGGGCUGCACCGGUUCGGGUGCCCGCUGGUGAUGCUUACUGCGACGCUGCCGGUGUCGAUGGAGGAUUGGUUCCGGGAGCGAAUGCUGGCACAGGACGCAACAAUCAUCCGAGCUCCGACGAUGAGGGUGAAUAUUCGGUACCGAGUGAAGCAGCACGAGUUAGUGCAGUGCAAGACUGGGUCGAUGGGCGGGACGGUCAGCGGUGGAUUGCGGCAACGACUGGACUGGGGACCGGUGUCGACAUCAGGGGCAUCGUUGGUGUAA
Molecule: messenger RNA, 3330 nt
Organism: Fusarium poae
Lineage: Eukaryota; Fungi; Ascomycota; Sordariomycetes; Hypocreales; Nectriaceae
Exons: 4
Coding region: 1-3330 (1109 amino acids)
Biological process (GO): double-strand break repair via homologous recombination
Cellular component (GO): cytoplasm; nucleus; chromosome
Molecular function (GO): 3'-5' DNA helicase activity; ATP binding; four-way junction helicase activity
Source: RefSeq, a predicted model, not a curated record